AAAGUAAACUUCAAAAGUGGAGCCAUCUUCCCAUCCUUGUUGCCCCCUUUGUCGAAACCUCAUCUUCAGAACAUCACACCAGCGGUCCAGCCCGGUGCUUGUGAAGACGAUGAUGUUGACUUCAAUUUGUGCACCUCUGCUGCUUCUCGCCUUUCUUCUUCUAUCCUUGUGCGCUGUUGCCUCAGCAACACCAACGGACUCGGAAACGGAGCAUAGUGGCGACAACCGUUUGCGAGGAUUCCGAAAGGACGAAGAUCGUUGGCUGGAUGCUAGCCCAAGAGUUGUGGGGGGUGUGGACACUCCCUUUUCUCGAACAUGGAUUGCUGUUAUUGGCACCAGCAGUAGCCCAAACCAAUGUCAUGGGACACUUGUAAGUGCCGACUUUGUACUGACAAGUGCCACCUGCAUUUCCAGUGCGUUUGGUGGUAUUCCAUCGAGGGUGGUUGUCAUGCCAAAUGACAACAACAUGAGGACAUCCCCAAUAAGUGUGGCAAACCAUUUCAUCCAUCCAUGCGCUGACUCCAGCAGAUUCAGGUGGGAUGUUGCCUUGCUCAAGCUAGGCACCGUGUUGAGUUCCGCCUACGGUCCGGUAACAUUUGCGGAUUCAGACACGCAAGUUUUUAACGGCAACUACCUCAGGAUUAUUGGUUUUGGAGCCGCAAGUGACAGUGACAGAACCUCAGCAUCCCCUGCAUUGCAAGAGGCAACUCUGUCAUAUGAACGCCUAUGUGGAUCGAGCAUCCCUGGAUAUGAUGCCGCGACCCACUUGUGUGCUAAUGCUCCCAAUACGACAGAUGUGGGACCCUGUGAUGGUGACAGUGGCUCUCCUAUUGGCCUCACAGACUUGGAUGCUACUACAGGAGCUUUUACCCAAGUUGGUAUCUUGACGGGAUUCUAUCGCGACCCAAAUACUGGUUCAGCACGGUGCGGAGACGAUACCCAUUAUCACCUCUACACGAGGGUCUCAUCAGUGUCUAAUUGGGCAAAGACGAUAAUAUGUGACAAUACUGCUGAAGCAACAAAACCCUCUUUUUGCAACAGUUUUGAUAGGGAUGGUGGCGGUGGCGUUUGCGCAACGUCUGGUGGUGACCCUCCCCCGUGCGCUCCACGAGAAUGGUUGCAGCAAGCCGCAAAUCAAAUCACAUCCUUUGUCGGUGAGGGUUCCCAGCAAGUGUUUCGUUUCUUUGGAGGAGGCGUGUAAAAGGCGGUAUGAAGAUACCAAAAAUACUCCUGGGUGCGGUUCACAUUAGCUUCAGGUCGAUCCUGUCACUUUACGCGUUUUCUGUCCACUGGCUGCAUGCUGUACCUCGGCUUGCUGACAUCUAUCUCGUAUAAUAUCUAACAAAACUUGGCUGGUUGCUUUCCGGUUACAAAGGGGCUCGAAGAAAAUACUAGCUACUAGCAUGCAGAAGCAGCACCAUCUAAAACUACUAGCAGUGUUUUCAAGUCCGACGGGACUGCUC
This is a messenger RNA of Seminavis robusta, 1463 nucleotides long. Lineage: Eukaryota; Bacillariophyta; Bacillariophyceae; Naviculales; Naviculaceae. The record is from the annotation of a GenBank genome assembly.